This is a messenger RNA of Toxotes jaculatrix (banded archerfish), 1587 nucleotides long. It is a transcript of the gene apoob, whose product is annotated as apolipoprotein O, b. Gene Ontology annotation, biological process: cristae formation. NCBI's taxonomy places the organism in Eukaryota, Metazoa, Chordata, Actinopteri, Toxotidae. The transcript is spliced from 9 exons. Gene Ontology annotation, cellular component: MICOS complex. The record is from RefSeq and is a predicted model, not a curated record. The coding region runs from base 33 to 704 and encodes 223 amino acids.
CAUGCGCCGCAGAAACGCCUAAAGUGUCCUGGAUGAAAAUGUCAUAUGUGAAACUGGUGUCGCUGUGCGCCGCAGCUCCGGGGCUGACGGGCCUGCUGAGCGGCUCCGUGCUGGCUGCGGCCGCUGAGGGGAAGAAGAGGAGCUCGCAGCCGGUCCUAAGCAUUGAUGAGCUGCCGUCUUUAUACACGAGACCUGAAGCAGAGCCUCAGUGCGUGGAGCCAGAGGCCGGGCCUUUGGAGCAGAGCGUGGCAUCGCUGAGGAAGUGGGCACAGCCGUACACGAACCAGUGUCAGCAAACCAGCCAAGCUGCAAUGGAGAAAGUUGAGCAAGUUUACAAGACCGUGGAACCCACCAUCAGCACGUCAGUGACAACAGUCAGAGACGUGUACCAGUUCCUCAGUGACCCUCCUCCUGACCUGUACCCCAGUGUGGCGGUGGUGGGUUUCUCCGGCUUCCUGGGGCUUUAUUUGGCCAAAGGCUCCAGGAUAAAGCGCCUGGUGUUUCCAGUUGGACUCAUGGCUCUGAGCGCGUCCAUGUUUUACCCUCAGCAGGCUGCGUCCUUGUUAAAGGUGAGUCGGGACUCGGCGUAUACCUGGGCUCAGCAGGGCCGCGAAACCGUGGAGACUCUGUGGAAAGAUCCGCCGUUUGGUAAAAAGAAGACUGAGAAGAAAGAGCAAACACAGAGCAGCAACUCAACCAGCUGAGACGGCAGGAAGACACACACCUGUCCACCCUGAGACACUGAGUUGCAUCAGUCCACAUUCCACUAACCCAGAUUGAAUCUUUGAAUGUGCUUCUUGGAACGGUCUUCAGUCUUCCUCCUCCUCCUCCCUCUCCUCCUCCUCCUCCUCCUCCUCCUCCUCUCUCUCCUCCUCUGUAAUCAUUCCCAGUUACUCCUUCGAUGACCUCAGCGCUUCCAUUUUCCGUGUAGUUCAACACGUCACAGGGUCGAGUUUUCACUGUGUCACCUCUGUAACGGUUCCUAUCACCACUGCUGAGGAUGUUUCUGUCUCAAAAAUUCAAAGAAACUCAGUGGAGAGUUUUCUUCUCUUACAGCUUAUCGUAUUAAAGUAACAGAUUUAGAGGAUUUUGCAGGAUUUUUGAAAACCACGUGUCACAACAUCAGCUAAGAAAAGCCGGUGAAGACAAGCAGCCUGUUUUCAGCUUUGUGACGAUGCUUUUUCCACAUUGUUUGUUUUUUAAAUGCGUUUAUUUAGAAAAAGUAGAUGAAUUUUCUUGUUGUUCCGUUUGUCUGUCCCACAGAGGAGAGAGUUUGUCUGUAGCUUCAGAUUUUCAUGCUCUGUGGGUGGAGCUGCAGCUGUGGAAAAGUGCCGCACUUCUGACUUCACACACUCAUGGUUCAGUAUUUAUUUCCCCUGAUGAUGUACUUUAUAAUAACGGAUGCAUUCCAUCAUUAUUAAUGAACUGGAUGAUACUGUGUUUAUUGUGCAUGUGAAGUAAUGCACUGUAUAAACUGAGGUUUUAUCUUUAAUGCUGUGAGUAAACAUGGCGUCUGACUUUCAUCAUUAAUUCUUUAACCUUAAUUAAAGAUGUUAAUGAAUUAGAAAACUCAAUGAAAAAAAUCAC